Molecule: messenger RNA, 4608 nt
Organism: Sitodiplosis mosellana (orange wheat blossom midge)
Lineage: Eukaryota; Metazoa; Arthropoda; Insecta; Diptera; Cecidomyiidae
Product: phospholipid-transporting ATPase ABCA3-like
Exons: 9
Coding region: 89-4534 (1481 amino acids)
Biological process (GO): transmembrane transport; lipid transport
Cellular component (GO): membrane; intracellular membrane-bounded organelle
Molecular function (GO): ABC-type transporter activity; ATP hydrolysis activity; lipid carrier activity
Source: RefSeq, a predicted model, not a curated record
ACAAGGGCCAGAAGAUGUAAAGGAAUGGAAAUUGGUAUACCGACCAAAAAACGUUUUUCUGGAAAAAUUACUAAAUGAAACAGUUGAAAUGCUAAAUUUAGAAGGAUUUGUGUCUGUUGAUACUUCGGAGCAAAUAGAAGAUGCUAUUGUCAGACGUGGAUUUUUAGCAGGCAUUGAAUUCGAUCAUUCAAAUAAUAUUCAAGAGCUUCCAAACGAGCUCAUUUACAGCUUGAGAGUUCCCCAUUUCCCCAGAGACAGCGGUAAUGACAUUCAGUUUUAUCUGAAACAAGGAUUCCUUUCAGUGCAAGAUGCUAUUGCAAGAUCUUUCAUCCAAUUGAAACACAAAAGCGAAACAGUAUUUCCAAAUAUUUCAAUGUCUCGAUAUCCAGAUAGAGUUGAUAUAGUUCUUUUAGAUAAUGCUAAUUUGCUAGGAAAUGUACUCGCUAUUCUCACACUGUUUAGUCUAGUUUUUCUUACAAUAAACACGGUGAUUUACAUUAAUGCCGAAAAAGAGAAGCAAUUAAAGGAAGUGAUGAAAAUUAUGGGACUACAGAGUUGGCUCCACUGGACCAGUUGGUUUGUGCGAACAAUGUUCUUUAUGCUCAUCAAUAUUACGAUGAUUGCUGCAAUUCUAAAGAUUUCACUAUAUGCGGACUUCACAGUGUUAUGGGUUUUUCUUUUUGUCUACGCUAUCUCCACAACAACUUUUUGCUUCAUGAUGAGUGAACUGUUCACCAAGGCAAAUAUAGCGGCAAUUGCAACUUGCAUUGUUUGGUUUGUUUUAUACAUUCCAUUUUGGUUUUCACGAACGACGUAUACAUCAAAGCUAAUCGCGUGUAUUUCGUUCAAUACUGCGAUUGCGCAUGGCAUUCAAUUGAUUUGUCAGUUUGAGAUAACUGAAGAAGGUGUGAAAUGGGCUGACUUUUGGAAACCAACAGUGUUCGAAGACGAUGUAACGCUCGGAAUACUUAUGUUGUAUAUGUUGGCUUCGUCGCUCCUUCACCUUUUGAUAGCGCUUUAUGUGGAAAAAGUGAUGCCAGGCGAUUAUGGCGUGCCCGAAAAAUGGUAUUUUCCGUUCACAAAACGAUUCUGGUUUGGCAUACCAUUCGACGCGUGCACAGAGAGCGAUGCCAUUUCCUCAAAUCCAAACAUCGAAACUGACCCAAGUGGCUAUCAUGUGGGAGUCAGAGUUAACCACUUGCAUAAAAUCUAUUCCAACAAAAAAGUGGCGGUUAAUCAUUUGACACUAAAUAUAUUUGACGAUCAAAUUACGGUUCUACUUGGUCAUAACGGGGCUGGCAAGACCACAGCCAUGUUAAUGUUAACGGGUAUGCUGCCACCAUCAUCAGGAUCUGCCAUCAUAAAUGGAUACGACAUUCGAAAAAAUAUUCAAAAAGCCAGAAGCUCAAUUGGACUUUGUCCGCAACACAACAUCUUGUUCGAUGAAUUAACUGUGCGCGAGCAUAUGGAAUUUUACGCUCGACUGAAAGGUAUGAGCAAAUCAGAGGUACAAAAUGAAGUUGACCGAUAUACUGCGCAGUUGGAAAUGGAAUCAAUGAUUGAUAAACGUUCAAAAGAUCUGUCGGGUGGAAUGAAACGAAAACUGUCUGUCGCACUCGCGCUGUGCGGUGAAUCAAAGGUGGUGUUUUUGGAUGAGCCGACCAGUGGCAUGGACCCAGCUGCUCGGCGCCAUCUUUGGGAUUUGUUACUGAAUGAGAAAAAAGGACGAACUAUAUUGAUGACGACGCAUUUCAUGGACGAAGCCGAUGUUCUUGGUGACCGUGUCGCGAUAAUGGCCGAUGGAGAGCUUAAGUGCUAUGGAACACCAUUUUUCUUGAAGAAACGAUUCGGCAGUGGCUAUCGCUUAGUUUGUGUAAAGAAUAAUGGAUGCAAUUCAGGGAAAAUCACUGAGCUCCUACGAACAUUCAUCCCAAAUAUUGGACUACACAAAGAAGUGGCGGGUGAACUGACGUACAUUUUACCUGUGGACUAUGUGAACAAAUUUGAAGAAAUGUUUCAAUGCUUGGAGGAAAAACAGAAUGAAUUGAAUCUGAACAGUUUUGGUGUAUCGUUGACACCGCUUGAGGAGGUUUUCUUGAAGGUAGCGUCCGAAUCAGGUGAUAUCGAGGCCUUGAAUUCGAGCGAUAUUGGAGCUGACUUUGAGUCACUAUCCGGCACAGCCCCAUUGUUACGUGGCUUCAUGCUACAUGUGAAUCAGUGGCACGCCAUGCUCAGAAAACGAUUUUUCUGCUGGAUACGUAGCUGGAUAACCGUUUUAUUGCAAAACCUAAUUCCCGUGACUUUAAUCGUAGCAAUUAUCUUAACUACCUCUGAACAAUCAACUGAAGACGAACAAACUACUACAUCUGCAAUAUUAUUGGACCGAUAUGGAAAAACUGUUACUAUGCUUCAGCGACCGACGGCAUGUAAUACAACCGUAAUUGAAAGCAUUUUCUCACAAUAUCGCGAUAGUUUCAAGAAUCAAAGCCCUGAUGCUGUAUUAGACGAGUUCAGUGAAGAUAUACAAACGCGCUAUCUCGAAAAAGCAAAAACGAAUCUACCUGAGGUCAAUUCACGUUAUUUGGCUGGCAUGUCGAUCGGAGAAAAUUGUGAAAUUCUAGCAUGGUUCAUUGGUAAACGAUUUGACACAUCAGCGUUAUCACUUAGUUUAAUGCAUAAUGCAAUGGUCAAAACGGCACUAGGAAUCAACCAUAAUAUACAAGUUACCGACUUUCCGGUGGCACGCAGAAACGGCUCAAGAACAAUCUAUCAAAUGCCUAAACUAUUUGAACCACUAGUGACCAUACUUUCAUUUGGAAUGGCUUUUGUAUCAUGUUUCUAUAUCAUUUUCCACAUAAGAGAGCGAGUUACAAAAGCGAAGCUCUUACAAAUGGUUAGCGGAGUGAGUGUAUGCACGUUUUGGCUGACGUCGUUUCUGUUUGAUUUUAUCACGUAUAUGUUGACAACAGCCAUUGUGAUCAUAACAUUGGCUGCGUGCGGAAAAGAGGGAUGGUCGGGAAACGAUCUUUGGCCCAUAAUGACUGUUCUUACUGUAUUUGGAGUUGCAGCACUACCCAUGAUGUAUUUAUUUUCAUUUCUUUUCUCAAAUUCAGCCAUUGGAUUCGUUUGGAUGAUGUCGCUACCAAUAAUAAACUUUGUGCUGCAAUUCAUCAUUUUUUCUCUCACUGUGGACUCCAACGAUAGUGAAACACACUUAGUUCGGAACUCCAACGAUAGUGAAACACACUUAGUUCGGUCAAUUUUUAUUUUUUUGCCACAUUACGCGCUUGACAAAUGCCUAUCAAGUUUAGAUAAAAAUAAAGAAAACGUUUAUGCUUGGAAGGAACCAGGAAUUGGUUUCUAUUUAUUUUUUAUGAUCAUAACUGGCAUCGUAUUCUUCGCAACUCUUUUUCUAAUUGAGUUCCGUGUGUUUCCAAGAAUUUUUUGUUGCAUGAGAUGCAACAAUUCUAAAAAAGAGUCAGCCGCAGAAAAUGAUGACAUUGAUGAUGAUAUCAAAGAAGAGACACAAAAAAUACAUGCCAUGACUCCCAAUGAUUUACAAGUGAAUAAUUUAGUUUUACAAAAGCUAAUGAAGUCAUAUGGUGAAUUGUUGGCCGUGAACCAAAUAUCCGUCGCAAUCAAGAGAGCUGAAUGUUUUGGUCUACUUGGGGAGAACGGCGCAGGUAAGACAUCAACCUUCAAAAUGUUAACGGGCGAAGAGCAAAUAUCAAGUGGAGAAGCGUUUGUGCAAGGCGUUCGAUUGAAAACGAAUAUGAUGCAAGUAAGAAAAAUCAUUGGAUAUUGUCCUCAGUUUGAUGCUUUGCUCGAUGAUCUGACUGGAUCUGAAACGCUUGAGAUCUUUGCACUUCUGCGAGGUGUUCGAUACUCAGAUGUGCCAAUUUUGAAAGACCGUCUUGCCAACGAAUUGACCUUUAAAGUGCAUAUCAACAAAAAGAUUCGAGAAUAUUCGGGCGGAAAUAAAAGGAAACUAAGUACCGCUCUUGCGUUGAUUGGAAAUCCGGCUGUGGUUUAUUUGGAUGAACCGACGACUGGCAUGGACCCAGCUGCUAAACGAAAGGUGUGGAGCUUACUCUCGAAAGUUCGUCUUACAGGAAAAGCGAUCGUUCUAUCAUCGCAUAGUAUGGAUGAAUGCGAGGCUCUUUGUACUCGCCUGGCAAUCAUGGUUAACGGAGAAUUCAAAUGCCUGGGCUCAACGCAACAUUUGAAAAACAAAUUCUCCAAAGGAUUUUGGAUAACAAUCAAAAUGCUGGAAACCGCUGGAAUCGAUUCUGAAACACAACAUCAUCAAAUAUCCAAUAUCAAAGAUUACAUCAAACAAAACUUUCCCGGAUCUGAUUUGAGCGACGAAUACCAAGGAAUCUUGAAAUUUUCGGUAUCAACAUCCGAUCUGAAGUGGUCGUCUAUGUUUGGCCUAAUGAAUCAAGCGAAAGAAACAUUACCAAUUGAAGAUUAUUCAAUCAGUCAAUCUUCACUUGAACAGGUGUUUUUGUCACUCACACAAUAUCAACAUUAAAAUUAUGGAAACCAAAAAUAUGCAUUAUUGUGUCAUGAAUCAAUGAAAAAGUUAAUAAAAUAAAAAUGUAUCAG